Eruca vesicaria subsp. sativa (arugula) is the source of this 475-nucleotide messenger RNA. The record is from the annotation of a GenBank genome assembly. Lineage: Eukaryota; Viridiplantae; Streptophyta; Magnoliopsida; Brassicales; Brassicaceae.
CCAUAUUUACCAUUUUAAGAAAAAAAAACAAAGAGUACUAAAAUGGGUCACUUGAAGCUCUCGAGUCUUCUCCUUGUUGUUCUUUUGAUACUUAACAUUCUUCUGGUUUCUGCAGAUACUACAAGCACUCAAGUCAAUUAUGUGAUGGACCGUGCAGCUACAAGAGGGAAACUGGUCGCUGGAUUGCCUCGGAGGGCAAGGAUUAACCACGGGAGCUAUCGUGGGCCGAGGAAACAUCUAGUGAAUCCCACCGUGGUACAAGAUGCUUACACAGUUCCUGAGUCUUCAGCUUGAAUGGAAGAACUUAUCAAACAAGAUCAGUUUGUAGUAGCAAGCAAUAUAACACAACGAAUAAAGAUGCUAUGUAUUUUCUUCAUGUUGAAGUAAAAAGCUAAAGUGGAUAAACAAAGUUUGUUUGAGUUUGAAAGUACUUUUUCUCUCUUAUUACUUUAGUAGAACUCAAUGAAUAUUACCC